AUGAUCAAGCUGCACACUUAUGCGGGGUUUAGUUUGUUUGCUACACUGGCUGUAGUUUAUCAUGCUUUCAAUAGUAGAUUACAGUUCUACCCGGCAAUGGUUUACUUAUCAACCUCCAAGAUCAGUCUGGUGCUGCUUCUCAACAUGGGUCUUGUUAUCAUGUGCAUUUUGUGGCAGCUAACGAAAAAAGUCUUCCUUGGUUCCCUCCGAGAAGCGGAGGUUGAGAGGCUGAAUGAGCAAUCUUGGCGGGAAAUCAUGGAAAUACUUUUUGCCAUCACUAUUUUUCGCCAGGACUUUUCAGUUACAUUUCUUGCCAUGGUUACUACUCUUUUAUUGAUUAAGGCUUUGCAUUGGUUGGCUCAGAAGCGAGUUGAGUACAUUGAAACUACUCCGUCUGUGCCCAUGUUGUCUCACAUCCGCAUUGUUUCUUUUAUGGGUUUCCUUCUUCUUUUGGAUUCUGUAUUUCUGUACAAUUCAGUGAAGUAUUUGGUACAAACAAGGCAGGCUUCGGUUUCUCUCUUCUUCUCAUUUGAGUACAUGAUACUGGCAACAACAACAGUGUCAACAUUUGUAAAAUAUGUUUUUUACAUUAGCGACAUGCUUAUGGAAGGACAAUGGGAAAAAAAGGCUGUGUACACCUUUUACUUGGAACUUAUUCGGGAUUUGCUCCAUUUGUCUAUGUACCUGUGCUUCUUUCUCGUGAUUUUCAUAAACUAUGGUGUGCCUUUGCACUUGAUUCGGGAGCUUUAUGAGACGGGCCGUAACUUUAAGAGCCGUGUUGCUGAUUACAUGCGAUAUCGGAAGAUCACUUCGAAUAUGAACGAUCGCUUUCCAGAUGCAACGCCUGAAGAACUCGAUGCAAGUGAUGCAACCUGCAUUAUUUGUCGUGAAGAGAUGAUUACAGCCAAGAAACUUAUAUGCGGGCAUCUUUUUCAUGUGCAUUGUCUUCGGUCUUGGUUAGAGAGGCAACACACAUGUCCUACUUGCAGAGCCUUAGUUAUACCUCUUGAAAACGCGACAACUACAGCUGGAUCACGUGCUGACAUUCCUCAGCAUGGUACGGGCACGGCAAGUGCAUCUUCUCAGGGUUCGGCUGCUGAUGGCAUGUCAAAUGGUAAUAUCAGCCGACAUCAAGCCAGACUCCGAGCAGCUGCCGCAGCUGCCUCAGUAUAUGAGAAAUCUUAUGUUUAUCCUUCCCCAAAUACUGUUGUGUGGUCACCUGGAUAUGGUUUACUUCCUCAGGCAUCCAAAACUGUGACCGACUCUACCAGUACCUCUUCUGGUGGCGAGCAGGUUUCCACUGGACAGUUACAGCAUCACCAAUUUUCCAUCCCUGGUGGACUUGGAAACAUGCCUUUUGCUAAGUUUCCAGGUGCUUUCGUCCCUUUUCAGGCUCCUGGUGCUAAUGUGAAUUAUGGAGAGGGAUUGUGGAGCAAUCUAAGUGCCUCAGACUCUCAGUUGGAAGCUCAUAAGAAAAAUCUUCAGCACCAAAUUGAGGCCUUGAAAAACCAGCUUGAACUUUUACAGAAACAAUAUGGCGAUAAAAGCAUGGACACAAGUCUAACAGCAGUGUCCGAUAGGAAGGGAAAGAAAGUUUCAAUGUCACCAUCAUCUGUCUCAGACUGCGGUCAACCUGAGAAUACCGAAUAG
Molecule: messenger RNA, 1650 nt
Organism: Ilex paraguariensis (yerba mate)
Lineage: Eukaryota; Viridiplantae; Streptophyta; Magnoliopsida; Aquifoliales; Aquifoliaceae
Source: the annotation of a GenBank genome assembly